UCAAUUGUAUCGAUGUUUGAAUCGAUUUUUUCCCAGCUCUAGCUUAUUCCCGAGAUCAUUGCAUUAGAUCGUCCGCACCAGCAUAUUUGCCUUUUUGUUAAGGUCACGUCCGUCUGCUACCAAUCCGCCGGAGGACACUGCUCCAUCCAUAGUGUACGCCGCAACAAAAGACCUGCCCCGCCAGCCCACGAAACUCGGAGCAGAGCUCGCCUUGCCGCAAUAACAAGUCCCCGCACCCACACAGGCGCAGGGGAAGAAGAAGCAGAAACCAGCAGAGUGAACGCCGCCGACGCCGCUGCAGUCGCCGCUGUCGCAAUGGAUGUGGAGGAGAACUACGAGUCCCAGAAUGCCACAGAGAACCAGGACCAGCACCAGCAUCCGCACCAACACCAGCACCAGCAACAGCUGCAAUUGCAGCUGAAUCUCCAGCAACAACAACAACAGAUGCAGUGCGAGCCGCUCUUUGGCCUGACGACCAACACAACAACCACCACAAAUCCCAUGAUGGAGACGAACAGCAUCGCCAUACCGCUGCCGGCGCCGCCCGGUACAACGGGCAGCGUUGUUGUCUCCUCGUCAGCGCCAGCCUCACUCCCGGCAUCGUCGCCAGCGGCGCCGCACCAGCAGAAGGGCCUGCCCACGAACGACUUUGACAUCGACUCACUGCUGCUGCAGCAGUUCAGCUGCAUGGGCACCACAGACCAUGAGGAUCUGAUUAGUCAGUUCCAGAGCCUCAUGAACAACCAGAUGAAUCGAGAGUCGGCGCGCUUCUAUCUGGAGAUGAGCAAUUGGAGUCUGCAAACAGCCGUCGGCUGCUACUUGGACUUUUGCAGCCUGCAGUCGCUGCCAUCGAUGAAGAUCGUCCAGGGGCAGCAUGUAAAUGCCCAGCAGCAGGCGUUCCAGCUGCAGAACGACGGCACCGAGCGGUGGCCCAACAACUGCUAUCUGACGUCGCCCAUCCAGACGCAGCGCAUCAAUAUACCAUCCCUGCGACCGGGGGAAACUUGUGAUAUACUGGCUGAUCUGAUGCCCACACAGCCGCCGAUCAUGUGGCGCCUCUGCACACCAAAUGGCUGGUAUUUCGGCGAUGCCAUUUGGAUGAUACCGCCGGGGACACAGGCCAGCCAGGACGAACUGCAGCAGCGCAUGGUGCAGCUGAUCACGUCGGAGGCCAAGCCGGAGGUCUAUCCGCAAAUCAACAUCGUGAUAACGGCGCACACACACUGAGCAGCGUGAAACGUCCGCAGCCGCAGCCGCAACCGCAGCAGCUCCAGCAUUAUUUUCAUAAGAAGUUUUCAGAAAAACGAAACAACAGACAAAAUAAUUUAGAAAGAGCAGAGUACUUCCCCCCGGGCUCACAGGGAGGAUCGGAUACAUAUACAUAUUGGAGUAAUUCCUCCCACAACAAAAUCCAACCCAAGCGCGGGUAUCCCCCUCUUGCAGGCAGGCACAGGCAUUUCAGAUGUUUCAAAUUGAGCGACUUCUAUUAUAAGGUUUAGGUCUGUACCCUAUCCUAUAUUAUCCAGCAAGCCUAUACUUUUCGACUAGCAUAAUAUUGUUCUCAAGUAGUGGAUUUGUUCACAAGAAGAUCUAACUUUUUUAAGCAGCCCCCUCCCCCCUACACCCGCUCCCCAUAAAUACAUAUGCGAUUAUGUAGCCGCAGCCAUUAGGUGCAUGUAACCAUAUAGCAGUUUCCCCUCCUACCUCGCGGGAGCCUACCUCUAUAUACACACACCACAGGCCAGAUAGACCAGACAGAUCCCCUCUCCAACUCCACAUACCUACAUACGUAUAUGUAUGUAUAGGCAAAGUUGUUGAGUUCAUAUGUAGUUUACUAUUCUCCUUUCUAUAUAUUUUUUAUUUUUUUUGUAUUUUGGUGCCAGACGUCUAGGAACGUCUAUCCAUGAAGAUGAAGUGAAAUUGUUUUAAGUUGAAGCGGAGAAUGUGUGUAAUAGCGCGAAAUUGUAUAAUGCAGAAAUACUUCAUUUUUUCUAGUUUACUUUCGAAUUUUUUUGUUGCUCUUCCCGCAUUCAAGAACUUGUACCCUGUAACAAAAUUAGACAUAUAAGUGUUUAAGUGUUUUAUUAAGCCUAAGAAAAAACAAAAAAGAACAAAGAGA
This is a messenger RNA of Drosophila miranda, 2119 nucleotides long. RefSeq names its product protein ILRUN. Gene Ontology annotation, molecular function: protein binding. The transcript has 4 exons. Lineage: Eukaryota; Metazoa; Arthropoda; Insecta; Diptera; Drosophilidae. Bases 316 to 1227 code for a protein of 303 amino acids. The record is from RefSeq and is a predicted model, not a curated record.